CGACCAUCCAUUGGUCGGCGAAAAGCAGAGUAUUCGGACAUGUACUAUGUUUUUUUAUUUCACUUUCCGAGAAAAACAAACCUUGUUCCGAUCAAAGUUGGUCCUUAAAAUAUAGACUUGUUAGUACAAUUUGCCGGCAACACCUUGGCUAAACGCGAGACUAGUUAGUGUUAAUUACUAUGGAAUUAACUUGUAAUUAAAAUAAGCAGAAAAUAAAAGCUAGAUCGAGCUACUAUAAAUACAGUGUCGCAGGGGUUUUGUGUAACUCAUCAGUCCUCACAUCUAGCAAAGAAAAGUGAGUCUUGAAUACUAGUUUGCGUUUUCCUAAAAGAUGGCGGAUCAUCCUCGUUCUAGUGAGCAGCAAGAAGCUGAUGUUGCAGCUUCCAAAGGCUGUGGGAUGUUUGACUUUCUCAAGAAGAAACCCGAAGAUGUACAUUCUUCCGAGAAUGCCGGUGUAACCAAGGAGCCCAAGGAAGAGGAGAAGCCUUCUCUCGCUGAAAGACUCCACCUUUCUGACAGCUCUUCAAGUGAUGAGGAAGCGGGUGAAAAUGGGGAAAAGAAGGAGAAGGAGAAUAAGAAGAAGAACAAGAAGGAAGUUGUUGCAGCUCAAUGUGAAACAGAGGAGAAGCUUCCUGCGGGUAGAGGUCAUGAGGAUGGGAAGGAGAAAGGGUUUAUGGAGAAGAUGAAGGAUAAGCUUCCCGGAGGUCACCAUGGAAAGCCUGAAGCUGAAGCUCAUAAUGACAAGGGCAAGGAGAAAGGGUUUAUGGAGAAGAUCAAAGAGAAGCUUCCUGGUCAUACCAAUGAUGAGACGAAGAAGGAAACGUAGUUAUAGGAAGACCCUUUUUUUAACCUUCGCUUUCACCACUUAUUACUUUUUCAUCUUCUUGUAUCGUUGUCCACGUCGUUAUAUGUCAUGCCAAUUUUCGAAUUGAAAACUCUUGAAUCUUAAA
Arabidopsis lyrata subsp. lyrata is the source of this 950-nucleotide messenger RNA. Its product is annotated as phosphoprotein ECPP44. The transcript has 2 exons. Lineage: Eukaryota; Viridiplantae; Streptophyta; Magnoliopsida; Brassicales; Brassicaceae. The coding region runs from base 332 to 826 and encodes 164 amino acids. The record is from RefSeq and is a predicted model, not a curated record.